AUGACCACCACAGACAGCACAGAACCAGUGUGGGGCCGUGUCCUCAUUGCGGGAGGUUUGGAUUGGGCUACCAACGGCACCAAGGGGCGUCGCCAAGAUGACUUGGACCUGUCCCAGCCCCACAUCCUUCGUUCCCUCUCUCAUGUCAAGGUCACCAAGCUCCUCGCCGGAUGCGGUGCCAACUAUGUCGGAGCCAUUGACAUCAACGGCGUUGCGCACUUUAUUGGCAAGAUGCCUGCCUAUGGACCGUCGGCCAACAAGGGCAUUGUUAGCUAUGACACGCCGGUGCACAUCUCCACAAAGUCUGUCGGCCUGCCCGCCGGUACCACAUGGGUUGGCGGCGGACUUGGUCGUGCGGGCAUCUUCCUCAUCGACAGCAAGGGCGAUGUCUGGGCCGCCGGCAACAACGUUGUGGGACAGCUUGGCCUGCCCCUGUCUCCCGACGUGCCCAGGUUGACAAAGGUCAAGGGCCCUUGGGCGCGGAGUGCCAAGAUCAUUCAGGUCGCCACCGGAAACACUUUCACCCUCUUUCUCACCGAUGCUGGACAGGUGUAUGCCGCAGGCUCUAGUGAGCACGGACAACUCGGAAACGGCAGCACCAGCGAGCGCAUCGUCAAGGGCAACAAGCUGGCUUGGGAUGUGCAGACGCCACCUCUCCAGGCUGCUCUGGAGGACAAGAAGAUUGUCCAGAUUGCAGCCGGAAGCCAGCAUUCUCUGGCCCUCGACGAUUAUGGAAAUGUCUACGCAUGGGGCUACGCCGGUUAUGCUCGCCUAGGACUUGGUGACCAGAAGGACCAAGGAAGCGCGCCCGUGAAAUCUACUGCGGCCCGACCAGGCAUGUUCAACAUUGCCGGCAAGUGGAAGAUUACUGGUGAUGGUUCAAGCGGAUCGCCAUACACUACAUUCAAGCAGCUCGACGAGCUCGGUGGCUGCAAGGUGACCAAGACAGCCGUCGGCGGCUGCACUCACUUUAUCACUACCCCUCUGUUCGGCGGCAAAACCCAGAGCAUCGGCUGGGGCCAGGGAGCUCUCUAUGGAGAACUUGGCUUCGGCCCCAACAUUGGCAAGAGCUCCACCAAGCCUCAAGCCAUCCAACCCCUGGAAGGUAUCGACGUCGUCGACAUCGCUGGUGGCCUGUUUUGUACUCUCUUCCUUGCCCGCCCGAAUGACGCGCUCUCCGAGCUGGACCGUUUCCCCGUCCAGGUCGAAUCGGCCACCGACUGUCUCGUCUGCCACAAGGACCUCCCCGAUGACCCUCUUCUCGAGUGUGAACGAUGCGACGAGCCGUACCACCCCGGAUGCCUCGACCCCCCACUGGCUGACAUCCCUGAAGGCCAGUGGUUCUGCCCCAAGUGUGAGAAGGAGGGCAACGAGCUUGGUCUCAACGACGAGUACUUUGAUGAGGAGGAGGACGCACCAUACGAAGAGGUCCCCGUGGUUAAGCGCAGAGCCGAGUCUGAAACGCAGAACGGUGGCAAGAAGCCCCGUUCCGAAUAA
Apiotrichum porosum is the source of this 1497-nucleotide messenger RNA. RefSeq lists its product as uncharacterized. The record is from RefSeq and is a predicted model, not a curated record. The coding region runs from base 1 to 1497 and encodes 498 amino acids. The transcript is spliced from 17 exons. NCBI's taxonomy places the organism in Eukaryota, Fungi, Basidiomycota, Tremellomycetes, Trichosporonales, Trichosporonaceae.